Molecule: messenger RNA, 1269 nt
Organism: Leucoraja erinaceus (little skate)
Lineage: Eukaryota; Metazoa; Chordata; Chondrichthyes; Rajiformes; Rajidae
Product: trypsin-like
Biological process (GO): proteolysis
Molecular function (GO): serine-type endopeptidase activity
Source: RefSeq, a predicted model, not a curated record
AUGAUUGUGGUCCUGGCCCGGGGAAAGUGCGGUCUCUCCACAGGUGUCACUCGCUACCUGAUCGCCAUGGCAACGGCCGAUCUACUGGUCAUUGUUGUCGACCUGAUACUGAGGCAGAUUCCAAUUGCUCACUAUGAAGCAUUUAGGUUCCUGUUUCUUGCCCCAGUGUGUAAUAUCCACGUCGUGCUGGUUUACGUCACGGACUGUUCUGCCUGGUUCACCGUCACCUUCACCUUUGAUCGAUUUAUACGUGUUAGUGUCGAGCAGAGCCCGCAGGAGACUCGGGGUCCCAGCAGUGGGGAGAGUGGCAGAGACCAGGAGAUGGAGAGCCGCAGGAAAUCCCUCAUUUUACUGCUGGCCAUCUCAGGGAAUUUCAUCGUGUUGUGGGCGGUCAAUGCGAUAAAUGUUGUGUGGUUCAGACUGGCUGCAUUAUUACCUAGCUGGAACUAUCCAGCAUUUGCCAUCGGCGAACUAGGCUACAUGUUGCAGAUCCUGAGCAGCUGCACAAACACGGCUCUUUACGCCGUCACCCAGACUAAGUUCAGGCAGCAGUUCAAAGAAGUGGUGAAAUCUGCCGCUGCAGUGCCCACAGACAAUGACAAUAACGUGUGCGGUUACCUGUGCAGCAAACACGCCACUCCCUUACAAAUCGUGUCCUUCAACGUCGGCUACCAUAUGUGCGGCGGCGCUUUGAUUCAGCCGCGCUGGGGGGUGUCCGCAUCUCACUGUUACCAGUCGAACAUAAUGGUUCGUCUGGGCGAACAUGAGAUCACGGCUUCGGAGGGGUCGGAACAGUUAAUCGAAUCGGACAUGGUGAUCAGACAUCCCAAAUACGAUUACCACACCCUGGACAACGACAUCAUGCUGAUCAAACUGUCCCGGCCCGCCGCCAUGAACCGCAAUGUGGUCGCCGUUCCCCUGUCCACGCAGUGCGCCCAGACCGGCGACAUGUGUCUCAUCUCCGGCUGGAGCCGCGCCAUGGACCCGGCGGUUCGCUACUACAAUUGCUUGGUCUCCCCGGUUGUCCGUGACGCGGACUGUCGCGGUUCCUACCCGGGAAUUAAUACUGACAACAAGAUGUGUCUCGGCUACAUGGAGGGAGGCCGCAACAGCUGCGAGGCUAAUUCUGGUGGGCCAGUGGUGUGUAACGGAGUGCUCCAGGGGGUGGUGUCGUGGGGAUAUGCGUGUAUUAUGUGUGACUAUCCAGGAGUGUACACUCGCGUCUGCAACUACGUCACCUGGAUCGAUGACACCAUCGCGGCAAACUGA